AUGCCCAAGAAAUCUGCCACCGAACUCAGCGAAUAUGAACUGCAACGACAGGAAAACAUAGCAAAGAACCAGGCUUUGCUGCGUCAAUUGCAACUCGAAGCCGCAUCUGCUGGUAUCGCGCCAAAGAAAGCCUCGCGUCCUACUCCCGACAAGUCUGCCAAAAAGAAGAAAACGCCUGUUCAAAAGAUCAAAGACGAGGUCCAGCCGAGAAGAACAUCGAGUCGUCUGAAGGGCAUUGUUGCAGACAGCGAGGUUGCAAAGAGGAAAGCAGAGGAAGAGUCCGAGUUGCUGGCUCAAGCCGAGCGAGCCAAACGACAACGCGUCUCUGAGGAUCUACGCUUCUCAGAUGUCGUCGUAGCAGGAAAGGACUGGGAUCAGAGUGGCAACUUCCUCCGACUCGUUGGACCCGCCAACCCAGGCGAACGAACAUUCAGCGCCCAAGACGUCAAGGAAACCACCGACAAGGAGCUGAAGGAGCUGAGAGAACGCAUGAGCAAUCUCGAGUUGUGGCAAGGCUUUGCACCAAGUCAGAUCAAAAUCACUCCCGAGCGAAUCUACUCGUUAGGCUUCCAUCCAACGACCGACAAAGCUCUCGUCUUUGCCGGAGACAAGCUAGGAAGCUUAGGUCUCUUCGACGCCUCCCAACAACCCACCCCUGCCGUCAAAAACGAAGACGACGAUGAAUCCGACGACGAAGAAGAAGCCAAACCCUCAAUCACCACCCUCAAGAUCCACACUCGCACAAUCUCCGCCUUCCAAUUCUCGCCCCACGACCCCAACGCUCUGUACUCUGCAAGUUACGACAGCUCGAUCCGCAAACUCGACCUUCAAAAAGGUGUAGCUGUAGAAGCCUAUGCGCCAAUCUCAAAAGACGACGAUGAACCCCUGAGUGGUGUCGAGAUGUCGCAAUUCGACCCCCAUACCCUCUUCUUCAGCACCCUGAACGGGAACUUUGGCCGUCACGAUACGAGGUCCAAACCAGGCAAUGGCACCGACAUCUUCGCCUUGUCAGAAAAGAAGAUAGGUGGAUUCAGUCUCAAUCCCGCGCACCCCCAUGUCUUCGCUACUGCAUCGCUAGAUCGUUAUCUACGUCUCUGGGACCUGAGAAUGAUAAAGGGGGAUGCAGACGACAAAGCACCAUUAGAGAUUGGAUCUCACGAGAGCAGAUUGAGUGUUUCGCACGCAGCCUUCAAUUCUGCAGGCCAGAUCGCCACAGCGAGUUAUGACGAUACGGUAAAAAUCUACGACUUCAGCAGUGUGGGUACAUUAUCUGCUGGUACAGAGCUGAGUGACGAACAAAUGACUCCCACGACCAUAAUACCCCAUAACAACCAGACCGGCCGCUGGGUCACCAUUCUUCGCGCACAAUGGCAACUCCAACCCGCCGACAACAUCCAACGCUUCGUCAUCGGAAACAUGAAUAGAUUUGUAGACGUCUACGCAUCGAAUGGACAGCAACUUGCUCAGUUGGGGGGUGAGGGUAUCACUGCCGUACCCAGUGUUGCACAAUUCCACCAGAGUAAGGAUUGGAUCGCUGCGGGUACUGCUAGUGGUAAACUGUGCUUGUGGAUGUGA
Messenger RNA from Aureobasidium namibiae CBS 147.97, 1575 nucleotides. RefSeq names its product WD repeat-containing protein. Gene Ontology annotation, biological process: regulation of DNA damage checkpoint. Lineage: Eukaryota; Fungi; Ascomycota; Dothideomycetes; Dothideales; Saccotheciaceae. Bases 1 to 1575 code for a protein of 524 amino acids. The record is from RefSeq and is a predicted model, not a curated record. The transcript has 2 exons. Gene Ontology annotation, molecular function: DNA binding; protein binding. Gene Ontology annotation, cellular component: nucleus.